UGGGGCCGAGAGCGGUUCGCGCGCUUCGGGCCUAGUCCAGACUCGCCGCCGCCGCCGCCAUAUUCCCGUGGCAUCUUUCUUGCUUUGUCCGUUCUCCGGGCGCGAGAUCUUCCUUCCGAAGCCAUGUCAGAAGGAGUUGACUUGAUUGAUAUAUACGCUGACGAGGAAUUCAAUCAGGACCCAGAGUUCAACAACACAGAUCAGAUUGACCUGUAUGAUGACGUGUUGACAGCCACUUCACAACCUUCAGAUGACAGAAGCAGCAGCACUGAGCCACCUCCUCCUGUUCGCCAGGAGCCAUCUCCCAAGCCCAAUAACAAGACCCCUGCAAUUCUGUACACCUACAGUGGCCUGCGCAAUAGGCGAGCUGCUGUCUAUGUGGGCAGUUUCUCCUGGUGGACCACAGACCAGCAGCUGAUCCAGGUUAUUCGCUCUAUAGGAGUCUAUGAUGUGGUGGAGUUGAAAUUUGCAGAGAAUCGAGCAAAUGGCCAGUCCAAAGGGUAUGCUGAGGUGGUGGUAGCCUCUGAAAACUCUGUCCACAAAUUGUUGGAACUUCUGCCAGGAAAAGUUCUUAAUGGAGAAAAAGUGGAUGUGAGGCCGGCCACCCGGCAGAACCUGUCACAGUUUGAGGCACAGGCUCGGAAACGUGAGUGCGUCCGAGUCCCAAGAGGGGGAAUACCUCCACGGGCCCACUCCCGAGAUUCUAGUGAUUCUGCUGAUGGACGGGCCACACCCUCUGAGAACCUUGUGCCCUCAUCUGCCCGUGUGGAUAAGCCCCCCAGUGUGCUGCCCUACUUUAAUCGCCCUCCUUCAGCCCUUCCCCUGAUGGGUCUGCCCCCACCCCCUAUUCCACCCCCACCACCUCUCUCCUCAAGCUUUGGGGUCCCUCCUCCUCCUCCUGGCAUCCACUACCAGCAUCUCAUGCCCCCUCCUCCUCGAUUACCUCCUCAUCUGGCUGUACCCCCCCCUGGGGCCAUCCCACCUGCCCUUCACCUCAAUCCAGCCUUCUUCCCCCCACCAAAUGCCACAGUGGGGCCUCCACCAGAUACUUACAUGAAGGCCUCAGCACCCUAUAACCACCAUGGCAGCCGAGAUUCGGGCCCUCCGCCCUCUACAGUGAGUGAAGCAGAAUUUGAAGACAUCAUGAAGCGGAACAGAGCAAUUUCCAGCAGUGCCAUUUCCAAAGCUGUAUCUGGAGCCAGUGCAGGGGAUUACAGUGACGCGAUUGAGACACUGCUCACAGCCAUUGCUGUUAUCAAACAGUCCCGGGUCGCCAAUGAUGAGCGUUGCCGUGUCCUCAUCUCCUCUCUUAAGGACUGUCUUCAUGGCAUUGAAGCCAAGUCUUACAGUGUGGGUGCCAGCGGGAGCUCAUCCAGGAAAAGACAUCGGUCCCGAGAGAGGUCACCAAGCCGGUCCCGGGAAAGCAGCAGGAGGCACCGGGACCUGCUUCAUAAUGAAGAUCGGCACGAUGACUACUUCCAAGAAAGGAGCCGAGAGCAUGAGCGACACCGGGACAGAGAGCGGGACCGGCACCACUGAGAGAGGAGUCUGGUUGGAAGCUAAUGUUUUUUUAAUGGACUUGCAUCUCCUCACCUUGAUCAGGACUAAAGGACGGAGGCCGCUCCACCCCUUCCCCUUCCUCCAAGCCCCUAACCCCUCCAGACACCCAGGGAAUACCCUCUACCCUACAGGAUUGAAGAUUGCCUGGCAGCCCUCCCAGUCCCACUCCUUUCUGCCAGGGUAAAGAACCUAAAGACUCCAUGUGGUUGGGAGGGUGGAAGACAGGAAGAGACCAUGUCCAGGUCCCUGGUCUCCAUAGAGAAUGGUGCUUUGUCCAAGGAAACGCAUUGAGUUUCUGAUUCUCCAGGAGCAGUUCACUGGUGAGGUUGAUGGGAAGAAUCCUUCCCAAAGAAAAGGGAUCCUCCCUGUGGGAUCUAGGAGAGUGACUGGGUGUGCCAAAUAUGCCCAGGGUCCUGCCCUCAGCACUAGGUUUGAUGGGGCCAAGAGGGUCCAAACCCCUUGCUAACAUACCACUUUGUUUAACUCCUUUACCUUCCCCGCCCUUUGAGGAGGGACCAUGGGAACAGAAACUACUUGCUGGAAAGCUCCUGUUCUUGCUUUUCCCUCUUACAUAUUGACGGUUUGUUUCCCUAACCUCCCGGAGGGCUCAAACCCUUCUAACUCCCUGCUGCCCAGCCUCCUCAGUGGACCUGCCCCUCCUAAGCCGAGAAGGGCCAUGAGGUUGCUGUCUGCUGGGGGAUCUGGCGGAGCCAUUAACCACCCUCUACUGCUUCUUGCUUGGUUGCCUGUUGCAAUAACCAGCUCCAUCCACUAGAUGUUCCCUUUCCCUGGGGCUUUUCCAUUUCACAUGUGGAGCCCUUCCCCCAAGAAGGCGGCUUCCUUGUUUUAGAGGAAGGUACUGCCAUUGGGAGUUGGGGAUGUCGGACCUCAGCAGUGAAGAACCCUCGUGAAGUACUAGGAAUGGGGAAGGAGGCAAGUUGGGCAGGAUAUGGCCUACUUCCAUAGGCUUUUCUUUUUUCAGGUUCGAUGUGAGCAUGGGCUUGCAUCCUCCAGGUACAUACUUUUACUUAUUGUGGGAUAACCUGGCACUAGUAAGUAAAGUCACAAAAAUUUGGUAUUUUUUCACCUUUUGACUUAAUAGCUCCCCUCGCUCUGCCUGGAGGUACUUGCUGCCUCUGAUAAGGAGCAAGGAAGAAGUGGAGCCUGACUUGAAUGAGCUCAGCUCAGAAUUCUAAGGACCACCACUCUGGGGGCCAUUUUCUACACAGGCAAAUGGAAUUGCUUUUCCCAUAACAUCCAAAUUGUGAUGUGGUUGCUGCUGACAGAAGCAGCAGCAACAGGGUCCUGCAAUACCUAUGGGGCGACGGAUGCUACUUCUACUUGCAUCUGUAAGGGCAUGUGACAUCUAACAGGAGACGUGGCAUGUGAGAUGUAGGGUCACUGGAGACCCUUCUGGCUCAGAGCGGAGAGACUGAGUUGGACCGAACCCUUCCUCUGUUCCCUGCACGUUUCUGACACAGCCCUCAAUCAGUCACUAAGGGAGUCCCCCCAGGGUUGGAGAGGCACAUUCCCUUGGGACAGAGGCUACCGGUUGUAGCUUUUUAUCCCCUGUCCCCCAACCCCAUCCCCGCCUCCACUUCAGAAUAUGGCACCCCGCCCAGCCAGCCAAGUGUUAAGUGAUGUGCUUAUCCUCAAGAGCAGCUCCGGGUGUCUUUUUAAUGUAGAGAAAACCAAGUAAGGUGACAGUUUACGGCGAAGGAAAUAUAUAUAGAAUACCAGAAAAGCCGUUUACCCGGAGAAUUUUUUUUCUCCCUAUAUUUUGUUUUGUUUUUACUCAAUGACACAAUUUUUAGUUUUAUUUCCUGAUAGCAAAAGGAAAGAAACCCAACCCUCAAAAAGGCCAUGGCCCCGUCCCCCUGUUGUUGGUGAUUUGUUUGUCUUUCUGAUAGGUUGAAAAUUGUGUAAUAAACUUGAUGACACUGUCAAUCUUUUAUACUGCAUUGU
Messenger RNA from Budorcas taxicolor (takin), 3525 nucleotides. It is a transcript of the gene CPSF7, whose product is annotated as cleavage and polyadenylation specific factor 7. Lineage: Eukaryota; Metazoa; Chordata; Mammalia; Artiodactyla; Bovidae. Bases 124 to 1539 code for a protein of 471 amino acids. Gene Ontology annotation, biological process: mRNA alternative polyadenylation. The record is from RefSeq and is a predicted model, not a curated record. Gene Ontology annotation, cellular component: mRNA cleavage and polyadenylation specificity factor complex. The transcript has 10 exons. Gene Ontology annotation, molecular function: mRNA binding.